GCUAUUUUUUUAUUAUUAUAUAAUGGCUGAGGCGCCUUGAGGAAAUGAAUGUGGCGGCCAAAACAGCCCCUAUAAUUGCGCUCAGUUCACUGCCGAAGCUUGGUUCUUUGAAUCGCAUGGCCAAUAAUCCUUCCCAGCUCCUUCCAUCAGAGCUAAUAGACAGGUGCAUAGGGUCGAAAAUCUGGGUGAUAAUGAAAGGAGACAAGGAGCUUGUUGGUACUCUCAGAGGCUUCGAUGUCUAUGUCAACAUGGUCCUCGAAGACGUCACUGAAUAUGAAGUCACAGCUGAAGGGCGGCGGAUUACCAAGCUUGAUCAGAUAUUACUAAAUGGAAAUAACAUUGCCAUUUUGGUUCCUGGUGGUUCUCCUGAUCCAGAAUGAAGGUGUAGUGGACCUCUGCUGAUUCUAGUUUUUCCUAUUUUCAUAUAAUUGAUGAUGGAUUACAUUCUCAUUAUUAAGAAAUUAUUCUGUCACCGUGAGUAUGGAUGUAGUUCCUAGGAGGAGAUGAUGAUGUUUGUUUUAAUGAUAAUAUUACAUUGUAGCUCAAA
This is a messenger RNA of Hevea brasiliensis (rubber tree), 547 nucleotides long. Its product is annotated as sm-like protein LSM5. Lineage: Eukaryota; Viridiplantae; Streptophyta; Magnoliopsida; Malpighiales; Euphorbiaceae. Gene Ontology annotation, cellular component: U6 snRNP; U4/U6 x U5 tri-snRNP complex; Lsm1-7-Pat1 complex. Bases 45 to 380 code for a protein of 111 amino acids. The record is from RefSeq and is a predicted model, not a curated record. Gene Ontology annotation, biological process: mRNA splicing, via spliceosome. Gene Ontology annotation, molecular function: RNA binding. The transcript is spliced from 4 exons.